Pygoscelis adeliae (Adelie penguin) is the source of this 6915-nucleotide messenger RNA. RefSeq names its product LIM and calponin homology domains 1 (gene LIMCH1). The coding region runs from base 380 to 5143 and encodes 1587 amino acids. The record is from RefSeq and is a predicted model, not a curated record. Gene Ontology annotation, molecular function: myosin II head/neck binding. The transcript is spliced from 33 exons. Gene Ontology annotation, biological process: regulation of focal adhesion assembly; positive regulation of stress fiber assembly. Gene Ontology annotation, cellular component: stress fiber. NCBI's taxonomy places the organism in Eukaryota, Metazoa, Chordata, Aves, Sphenisciformes, Spheniscidae.
AGUGACGGGCAGAAGUUUUGGUGAGAAAGAUUUUCGUUCUGGAUUAGAAAACGGCAUUCUUCUGUGUGAGUUGCUGAAUGCAAUAAAGCCUGGAUUGGUAAAAAAGAUCAAUAGACUACCGACCCCCAUUGCAGGUUUGGAUAACAUCAUCUUAUUCUUAAGAGGCUGCAAAGAGCUGGGACUUAAAGAAUCUCAGCUUUUUGAUCCUGGUGAUCUGCAGGACACAUCAAACAGAGUAACCAUCAAGAACAUUGACUGUAGUAGGAAGCUGAAAAAUGUAUUAGUCACCAUUUAUUGGCUAGGGAAAGCGGCAAACAGCUGCACGUCAUAUAGUGGAUCAACCCUGAACCUGAAGGAGUUUGAAGGUUUGCUGGCACAAAUGAGAAAGGAAACGGAGGAUAUUGAGAGCCCAAAGCGCAGCAUUCGUGACAGCGGCUAUAUAGACUGCUGGGACUCUGAACGCAGCGAUUCCCUCUCCCCGCCUCGCCAUGGCAGAGAUGAUUCCUUUGACAGUCUGGACUCCUUCGGCUCCCGCUCGCAGCAGACACCGUCUCCAGAUGUAGUGCUCAGAGGGAGCAGCGAUGGGAGAGGAAGUGACUCGGAAACUGACCUGCCACACAGAAAGAUGCCAGAUGUGAAAAAAGAUGAUAUGUUGGCGAGGCGGACCUCACAUGGUGAACCUAAAUCAGCUGUGCCUUUUAACCAGUACCUCCCUAACAAGAGUAAUCAGACUUUCUAUGUACCUGCUCCACUUCGGAAAAAGAAAGCUGAACGAGAAGAGUACCGAAAGAGCUGGAGCACGGCGACUUCACCACUAGGAGACAGACCUUUCAGCAAACCCCACCCUGAAACCAUAGAAGAAGAACAGAAUGAAACAUCAGGACUGUGUGAAAAGGAGAAAGUGGGCUCCCUGGCUCCUGAGGCAAGCUCCCUUAAAAAUGAAGUAGGUUUGAAUCAAAACGAAGGAAACUCCAUAGACCAGUCUCCUUCACGUAGUGCAAAAGAAACAUCAGCACCCAAGGGGAAAGAUGCAGAAGAGAUCAGAAAGUUAAGAAGACUCGAACAAGCUGGCAUUAAGGUCAUGUCAGCAGCCCAGCGCUAUGGCAGUAAAAAGCCAACAUGUGAAGACAACGGAAGCACCCCAGACAUCAUCCUUCGCAGGGACAACCCCUUCAUGACACAUUACCAAGGGAAGGAUUCUGGUUCAGAAGAUGAAGCAGCCAGCAGAGUUCCUGAUUUAGAAAAGGAUGACUUUGCCACCCGGAGAGCCAGAAUGAAUCAACCCAAACACAUAGUUCCGUUUAACUCCUUUUUACUUGGACCCUAUACAAGUAAAGAUAAAGGUAAACUGGAAGACAUUAAAAAGCCAUUGCAGAUGGAAAAGCAGGAACAUGCAAGAAGAAGACGGGUGCAUAUGGCAUCAACGAGGCAAAUAGUGACAAGCAAAGAGAACCCACUCCUGCAAACUGAGAAGACUGAGUCAGAGGAGGAACAGCAGGUGAAAGUGCCAGAUACUGAGAGAGAUGAUUUGGCUAAACAGAAAUCUCAAAGUACCCUUCCUCAGCUACAAGAAGAUGCGAUUUUUGUGAAUGCCUCUAUAACAAAAGCAGAUCUGGAGACCUGGAAAAGAUUGAAACUGUCAGGGGAGCCCAGUGAAGAAGAUUUCAAAUGUCCCAGUGACACUCUGCCACCAGCUGAAAUCAUGGUGAAAGCAGCAGCCCAUGAUGAUUUUGCUGUCCGCAAAGCCAGAGCAAACAAAAAGGCUGGUAGCCCCAAGCAGAAGUUUGUGCAUUUUGGGCCAGUAACUGAGAUUGAUCAACAGAAAUGGGACAAGCUCGUUAUUGGCAGAGCUUCAUCCAAAAAUAGAACAGAAGAGGAAAGCAAGAAAGACGGUGUGGAGAAUCACUCUGCUGUUGAAAGCUCUCUUUCAACCACUGUUGGCAGUCUUGGGUUUGCUGAACACAGCGAUGAAGUAUCUAAGCCACAGAAUGAAUCCAGUCACAUCGUUAGUGAGGUAGCCAUGCCAGAUACAGAUGACUCUUGCAGGAGAAUGCUAUCACCUGUCCCGGCUUUUGGCAUCGUCUCUGAGAAACAAACCCUGUGCAGUUUGAACAAACGGCAAGAAAGCACCGAGGAAGACUGCGUCGGGCAUUUACCAGACAUUGAGAGAGAUGAUAUGUUGGUUAGAAGGAUGGGAACUUUUCCGAGGCGUACCACUAGCCCCAUUCCCAUACAUUGUCCUCCCCUGUCAGUAGCUCCUCAUCUGCUGCAGCAGCGGCAAGGGGAGGCAGUAGCUUGUGAGAAGGAUUUGAAGACUCCACGGGAAGCAGAAAGUACUGUCAAACGAGAAGAGAGCCAAGAACAGCCUGAAAUCCCGCAGCAGCAGAGCGGUGGAACAGAAAACAAAGUGAAAUUUCCAGACCCACAAAGAGAUGACAUGUUGGCCAGAAGAACUGGAGCUUUCCUAAAACAGCCUGGGCCCAGUGUUAAGCAGUUCCUUCCCAUGCCAUUUUCAAAGCAGCAGAAUAAGCAGGACACAGCUAGAGAUCUUGAGAAGAAAAAUUUCAGGCCUGAAAAAUGUCCACAAGUCUGCAUUAAUAGCUCUGGAAAACCCGUAGUACAACUGCCGCAAGAACAGCAGCAAGGGCAGGAAAAAUGCAGUCUCCCUCCUGCAGGACAAGAUGAGACUAUUUGUACUGCCCAAGUGGGUGAAGGUAGCCUUAAUGAAGUCCACCUUGGUCAAAUGUCUAAGCUUCAGGAGGUUCCUGAGGAAAACAAAACGGAAACGUUGUCAUCCAAGGAUGAGCAUCUGCAAACAUUCGGCCCCAGAACUGCUGUGUCUGAUGACGCAGAGAGUAUGAGCAUGUUUGACAUGAGAUGUGAAGAAGAAGCUGUGACUCAGCCUCAUAGCAAAGCUCGCCAUGAGAAACUGCAGAACGUACACAACCAGCUGAAAGAGGAUGAGACCAGAUGGCAAGAUGACCUGGCUCGGUGGAAGAGUCGUCGAAGGAGCGCUUCACAGGAUUUAAUAAAAAAAGAAGCUGAGAGGAAGAAAAUGGAAAGGUUGUUGUCUGGAGAUGGAACGAAUGAGCGCAGAAAAAGCAUCAAAACCUACCGAGAAAUUGUGGAAGAGAAAGAGAGAAGAGAGCGGGAGCUUCAUGAGGCAUACAAGAAUGCAAAGUCACAAGAGGAGGCUGAGAGCAUCCUCCAGCAGUACAUCGAAAGAUUCACUAUCAGUGAAGCUGUCCUUGAGCGUUUGCAGAUGCCAAAAAUUCUGGAAAGAAGCCAUUCAGUGGAGCCAAAUUCCCCACUGAAAGACCCAAAUCCUCUGAGAUAUUUAAGGCAACAGUCACUGCCUGCUCCAAAAUUCACUGCCACCGUUGAAGCAACUAUUGUUCCCACCACUGAACUAGAGCCCAGUGGUUCGACGGGCCGCACAUCUCCCAGCAAAAGCAUUGUCUCCAAGGCUGUGCCUAUGCUGACACCCAAGCCUUACUCACAACCCAAAAAUACACAGGAAGUUUUAAAGAGCUUUAAGGUAGAUGGAAAAGUCAGCAUGAAUGGAGAAAAUUUCAACGGUGUGCAAGAGAAGGAUAAAGAGUGUACAACAGUAAUACUUACUCCUUCGCCAAGCAGAUCUCUGAAUUUUGACGGAGUAUCCAGAGGGGACAGGCCCCCAGUAGAGUUGAAGAAGGACCCCACAAGUGUUGAGCUCAGUUUACAGAGGCCUGCCACUCAGAGUGUGCACAAAGAGCCAACAGCCUCACCGGUGGAAGCAGAUAGAGCCGCCAGCAAACAGGUCGAGGCUAGCCCUGGAAGUGCAGGACCUGUGAGCCCGGUGUGCCCGUCCCCAGGUUCAGAUCAAAAGCAAUUCAAGUCAACUGCAGCUUGUGCCAGCCCUGUUGUGAAGAGAUUAGAAUUUCUUCCCAGUCCUUUCCCUUCAGAGGAAGCUGCUUCAAGUGAGAAAGAUGUGAAGAAACCUGAAAUGGAGCAGCAGAAGGAAGCAGAGCUUCCUGCUACACCGGAGGUGAUGAAACCAAAAGCCCUGGAACAAGAGGGGAGUGUAGUAUUGCCAUUUUUAAAGAAACUACCUGAGACCAGCCAAGUUACUCUGCAGAAUUCUGGCCUACAAGCUGAUUCUGAUAGUGGUGACAAAUCAAAUCGUUUCAAUUUCUGGUCCUGGGACCCAGAAGAAGAGCGAAAGCGUCAGGAAAGGUGGCAGCAUGAGCAAGAACGCUUGCUUCAGGAGAAGUAUCAGAAGGAGCAGGACAAGCUGAAAGAGGAAUGGGAAAAGGCCCAGAGAGAAGUUGAAGAGGAGGAGCGUAGAUACUAUGAGGAGGAACGUAAGAUAAUUGAGGAUACUGUAGUUCCAUUCAUUGUUUCUUCAAACUCUGCUGAGCUCCUCUCCUCCUCUUCCUCUACCACUGAAGGAAACAAGACAGCAAACACAACUGAUUCAAAGAGCUCUCCAGAGGAAGUCAAACAAAAAGAAGUUACAAGGCAGAAAAAGUUGCUCUGGGAGCAGGACAGUAUACCAUCUCCGAAAAGCAAGGAAAAUGAACUCUGGCAAGAAAAGAGGAGUGGAAAUAAAGUGCUCUCAGGACACCCAGAGAUGGGUAUCUUGAAAGGAGGUGAACAGGAGCACCAGGUGCCAGAGAUGGAGCACAGCUCGCCUGCCAGGCUGAAUCUGCCGUUGACUCAGGACGUCUCCUGGAAUCAGCAGUUGCUGACAAAGCAGUCCCCGCAUCGUGCAGAGGACAUUCGGCAGAGACCAUUCCUGAGCCAGAGUGCGGGACAACAGCCGAGCUCCGCAGGAGAAACAAGGAGGGCAGGCUAUCAUGAGAACUUCCAGUCUGGGCCAUCAUCUCCCUGCUCUCCUGCUGCUUCGAGUCAGUCACCCAACAGGUCUGUCAGCGGAAAGAAGCUUUGUUCUACCUGUGGGCUUCCUCUUGGAAAAGGAGCUGCCAUGAUUAUUGAAACGCUUGGUCUUUAUUUCCAUAUUCAGUGCUUCAGGUGUGGCAUUUGCAAGGGACAGCUGGGAGAUGCAGCAAGUGGGACAGAUGUCAGGAUUAGAAAUGGUCUUCUUAACUGCACCGAUUGUUAUAUCCGAUCCAGAACUGCUGGACAGCCAACCACAUUGUGACAUGACUUGCAGUCCUAAUAACUUUCAAGAAGGAACUCUCUUCUUACAUGUAUCGGCUGCCUCCAGACAAUCACUUGUAAGAGCUUGAAUCCAUGGACGUCAUGGCUCUCAUCUCAUUUUGAAAAACUCAUAAAAAUGCUGCACCUGCUCCUUCAAAAUGCAAUAUGUUGGUUUUUCCCUUUCUUAAGAAAUUUGCAAAAUAUGUAUGACCGUGUUUGGGAAGGCAAAGCCUAAGUACUAUAAAAAAAAAAAAAUCCCACCUUUCAGGUAUGUUUAUGAUUUCCAGUCUGUCACCUUGUUCUUUUGAAAGUAAUAAGAAAAUAAACAUGCAAUAAAGCUGUUUUGUUUUAAUAUUUCUAGGAAUUAAAAAGUUUAAGUUUACAGAACCUUUAUAGAAUAUGCCAACUUGAGCUGAGAAGUAAUUUUAAGAUAGUAUCUAAUCAGUGCAUUUGAAAAACUAAACAUCACAGCACGACUUCUCUGUUAUAACUGAAGCUAUAACUUUUUUUAUACAGAGACUAGUUUGAUAAUACAUCCUGUAAUUCUGAAGCAUUUUGUGUUUAUAUUACCUUCAGUGGAGGGUAGGAGUUAUACAAAUAAAUUAUUGCACCUUUAGUGAUAGGAUUUUUUUGUUUGUGUACUUCAAGUAAUGUUCAUGACUAUAGCUUAAUAUUCUCUCCAAUAAAGAUUUCUUCAUUAAACCUAAAGACUGUAUACCAUUAACGAUGGCAAGAUUCCCAUUAGGAGCAAUCCUUCUUAUUAAGUUCAGCAGCCCGUGUUGUUAUUAAACUUGAUGAAAGGUGAUGCGGGGGAGAGGCGGCUGAGUGGGCGGACACAGCUGAAUUGUGAGCCUCCGAGCUGCAGUUUGAUGCUAGGGUGAAGCUUUUCUCUUUGGCGCGUAACUUGCCCAUUCAUGGUCUGAGUUGGUUUGAGAUCUGCUCGUUCACUCACAAACAUUACGGUUGAUUGAAAUCUCAUGCGGAGAAACACGUGUGGUUUGGGUGCCCUCCAGAGCAGGGAAUUUAACAGCCUUGAGCCUGUGUUCCUCCAUACACCACCCCAAUAAAGUCAACAAAACCCGGGGGUGCGGAAGGCGGGCAGGGAGGAGGCUGGCAGCGGUAGGCAAAAAACUUUAACUUUGCCUGUGUUUGGGCCAGUUUUCCUUUGUGCUUUUUGAUUAAGCAUGUGCUCCUUACUAAAGCGAUCCAGCAGCUUGUUGAAACAGCGGUCAGAGCUGUGUCACUUUAUCUACAAUACACAGACAAGGCUAGGGGAUGUGUUGCAAUUGUAAAAUAUCCUAGCACUUUUUGGUAAACAGUUAUUGGAAAUAUCCCAUUUUAGCAGUUCACGGUGCAACUUAAAAUGGAGGGGAAAAAAUCUACUUAUUCUGCCUUAAAACCAUGAUAAAACUAAAUUGAGAGAUUUAUUUUAUCUAUGUGCACACCCAUUGUCUUUUGAUAUGUUGGUAAAUGGAAAUGAAGUGGUUAUUAGGGAAGCAAUAAUUUUGAGUUGUUCUAUAGCUAGCAACUAUUUAAACACUAGACAGUUGCUUGCGUGUGACUUGCAUACCCAUGCAAAACUGCGUGUCAUUGAAAACUCAUGUACGGUGUUGUUGUUGGAGGACAUUGUGACUAUCUGCUGGAAAGUUGCAUGUUACCUCCUUAAAAUUGUGCCUUAGAAAAUGCAAAGCUGUUGCACACAGUCAACGAUGACUUAUGGAUGCAAUAAAUCCAAAAAGCUGAAGUCCUUCGUGGACUUCACCUGGGGAAUAU